AUGGUUCAUGAAUGUACCUGCCAUGAGGGCUAUGAAGGAAACGGCAAAAAUUGUACAGAUGUCAAUAAGUGCGAAGACAAUCCUUGCCAUGUGAAUGCAAAUUGCACCACUGUUAAUGGAUGGUAUGAAUGUAUUUGUCACGAAGGAUAUGAAGGCAAUGGCACCAGCUGUACAGAAAAUGCAAAUUGUACAAAUGUAGAUGGUUCGUAUGAAUGUACCUGCCAUGAGGGCUAUGAAGGAAACGGCAAAAAUUGUACAGAUGUCAAUAAGUGCGAAGACAAUCCUUGCCAUGUGAAUGCAAAUUGCACCACUGUUAAUGGAUGGUAUGAAUGUAUUUGUCACGAGGGAUAUGAAGGCAAUGGCACCAGCUGUACAGAUAUCAAUGAAUGCGAAACAAAUCCUUGUGAUGAAAAUGCAAAUUGUACAAAUGUAGAUGGUUCGUAUGAAUGUACCUGCCAUGAGGGCUAUGAAGGAAACGGCAAAAAUUGUACAGAUGUCAAUAAGUGCGAAGACAAUCCUUGCCAUGUGAAUGCAAAUUGCACCACUGUUAAUGGAUGGUAUGAAUGUAUUUGUCACGAAGGAUAUGAAGGCAAUGGCACCAGCUGUACAGAUAUCAAUGAAUGCGAAACAAAUCCUUGUGAUGAAAAUGCAAAUUGUACAAAUGUAGAUGGUUCGUAUGAAUGUACCUGCCAUGAGGGCUAUGAAGGAAACGGCAAAAAUUGUACAGAUGUCAAUAAGUGCGAAGACAAUCCUUGCCAUGUGAAUGCAAAUUGCACCACUGUUAAUGGAUGGUAUGAAUGUAACUGUCACGAAGGAUAUGAAGGCAAUGGCACCAGCUGUACAGAUAUCAAUGAAUGCGAAACAAAUCCUUGUGAUGAAAAUGCAAAUUGUACAAAUGUAGAUGGUUCGUAUGAAUGUACCUGCCAUGAGGGCUAUGAAGGAAACGGCAAAAAUUGUACAGAUGUCAAUAAGUGCGAAGACAAUCCUUGCCAUGUGAAUGCAAAUUGCACCACUGUUAAUGGAUGGUAUGAAUGUAUUUGUCACGAAGGAUAUGAAGGCAAUGGCACCAGCUGUACAGAUAUCAAUGAAUGCGAAACAAAUCCUUGUGAUGAAAAUGCAAAUUGUACAAAUGUAGAUGGUUCGUAUGAAUGUACCUGCCAUGAGGGCUAUGAAGGAAACGGCAAAAAUUGUACAGAUGUCAAUAAGUGCGAAGACAAUCCUUGCCAUGUGAAUGCAAAUUGCACCACUGUUAAUGGAUGGUAUGAAUGUAUUUGUCACGAAGGAUAUGAAGGCAAUGGCACCAGCUGUACAGAUAUCAAUGAAUGCGAAACAAAUCCUUGUGAUGAAAAUGCAAAUUGUACAAAUGUAGAUGGUUCGUAUGAAUGUACCUGCCAUGAGGGCUAUGAAGGAAACGGCAAAAAUUGUACAGAUAUCAAUGAAUGCGAAACAAAUCCUUGUGAUGAAAAUGCAAAUUGUACAAAUGUAGAUGGUUCAUAUGAAUGUACCUGCCAUGAGGGCUAUGAAGGAAACGGCAAAAAUUGUACAGAUGUCAAUAAGUGCGAAGACAAUCCUUGCCAUGUGAAUGCAAAUUGCACCACUGUUAAUGGAUGGUAUGAAUGUAUUUGUCACGAAGGAUAUGAAGGCAAUGGCACCAGCUGUACAGAUAUCAAUGAAUGCGAAACAAAUCCUUGUGAUGAAAAUGCAAAUUGUAAAAUGUAGAUGGUUCAUAUGAAUGUACCUGCCAUGAGGGCUAUGAAGGAAACGGCAAAAAUUGUACAGAUCUCAAUAAGUGCGAAGACAAUCCUUGCCAUGUGAAUGCAAAUUGCACCACUGUUAAUGGAUGGUAUGAAUGUAUUUGUCACGAGGGAUAUGAAGGCAAUGGCACCAGCUGUACAGAUAUCAAUGAAUGCGAAACAAAUCCUUGUGAUGAAAAUGCAAAUUGUACAAAUGUAGAUGGUUCAUAUGAAUGUACCUGCCAUGAGGGCUAUGAAGGAAACGGCAAAAAUUGUACAGAUAUCAAUGAAUGCGAAACAAAUCCUUGUGAUGAAAAUGCAAAUUGUACAAAUGUAGAUGGUUCGUAUGAAUGUACCUGCCAUGAGGGCUAUGAAGGAAACGGCAAAAAUUGUACAGAUGUCAAUAAGUGCGAAGACAAUCCUUGCCAUGUGAAUGCAAAUUGCACCACUGUUAAUGGAUGGUAUGAAUGUAUUUGUCACGAAGGAUAUGAAGGCAAUGGCACCAGCUGUACAGG
Messenger RNA from Dendronephthya gigantea, 2248 nucleotides. RefSeq names its product neurogenic locus notch homolog protein 1-like. The record is from RefSeq and is a predicted model, not a curated record. NCBI's taxonomy places the organism in Eukaryota, Metazoa, Cnidaria, Anthozoa, Malacalcyonacea, Nephtheidae. Bases 1 to 1719 code for a protein of 572 amino acids. The transcript has 20 exons. Gene Ontology annotation, molecular function: calcium ion binding.